Messenger RNA from Oxyura jamaicensis (ruddy duck), 928 nucleotides. RefSeq names its product tetraspanin-7-like. Lineage: Eukaryota; Metazoa; Chordata; Aves; Anseriformes; Anatidae. The record is from RefSeq and is a predicted model, not a curated record. The transcript has a single exon. Bases 117 to 833 code for a protein of 238 amino acids. Gene Ontology annotation, cellular component: membrane.
CCUCCCUUGUCCUUCUCUUCUUCUUUUCUCCCUGCAAGCGCCCCAGCCGGGGAGCAGCGCCCUCAGGGAGCAGCAGUGCUGACAGUCGCAGCCCCUCAGCGCCUGCCGCGGGCGCCAUGACGGCGCUCAAGCUGUCCCUCAUGGCCUUCAGCUUCGUCUUCUGGGCAGCCGGGCUGACCAUGCUCGUCAUCGGCCUCUGGGCCAAGGUGUGGCUGGGUGGCUACCUGGCGCUGUCGGCCAGUGACUACCCCAAUGCCCCUGCCACCCUCUUGGCUACGGGCACCGCCGUCAUUGUCUGGGGCUUCCUGGGCUGCUUCAGCGCUGCCACGGAGCACCGGGGUCUCCUGCGCACCUACGGCGCCUUCCUGAGCGCCGUGCUGGUGGCCGGACUGACCGCAGGGCUCUCGGGGCUCCUCUACCGCCAGGACGUGGCGCGGGGUUUCCAGGAAGGGCUGCGCCAAGCCCUGAACACCUAUGGUGAGGACGAGGCGAAGGCGGACGCCCUGGAUGCCUUGCAGCGUGCCUUUGCUUGCUGCGGUGUGGAGAGCUACCGCGACUGGCUCACGACACCCUGGGCACUCCAGCAAAAUGGUUCGGUGCCCCUUAGCUGCUGCCGGGGCCGGCGGGGCUGCCAGCUGAGCCUACCCAACGUGUACGGGUUGCACCGCGAUGGCUGCUUCGGCAAGGUCUCGGCCUUCGUCAGCAGCAACAUGUUUUCUGUUGCCACUGCUGCCCUGGGGCUUGCGGCGCUGCAGGUGAUUGGCAUUGUGCUGGCCUGCCUGAUGGCUGCCCGCAUCCCUGCCCACCCACUGGGCAUCGCCUCCCCAUGCUGAGACUUCCCCCAGGUGCUGCUCCUUGUGUCCUUCAGCUCCUUUCCUUCCCUCAGAUCCAGGAGACGUGGAUGCACCCCACCACCUGGAAAAUCUUC